CGCAGUCCCUUCAUCGCGCCCCGCCCCGUCUACCCCGCCUGCGCGUCGUGGGAGGAGCCUGUAGCACGAGGCCUCGUAACUGUCCGGAAGCUGCGGGGGCUUAAGCUAUGGCUGAGGGCAGCCGUAUACUACAGGCCCGGGCGCUCCUGCAGCAGUGCCUGCACGCCCGGUUGCAAAUUCGCCCAGCCGAUGGGGACGCCGCGGCCCAAUGGGUGGAGGUUCAGAGAGGAUUGGUGAUCUAUGUGUGCUUUUUCAAGGGAGCUGAUAAAGAACUUCUUCCCAAAAUGGUUAAUACACUGUUAAAUGUGAAAUUAAGUGAAACAGAAAAUGGCAAACAAGUCUCUAUAUUGGAUCUACCUGGCAACAUUCUUAUUAUCCCUCAAGCUACCCUUGGAGGAAGACUAAAAGGAAGAAACAUGCAAUAUCACUCUAACUCUGGAAAAGAAGAAGGGUUUGAACUUUACUCUCAAUUUGUUACUCUGUGUGAAAAAGAAGUAGCUGCUAAUAGCAAGUGUGCUGAAGCUGGGGUUAUAGUGGAACAUGGCACUUAUGGGAAUAGGCAGGUGUUAAAGCUAGACACCAACGGACCAUACACACACUUAAUUGAGUUUUGAAAGUGAAAACCUAGUUUCUAUAGCUGUUUUCUGGUAUGAAGUGAUCUAGAGUAUAAUUAGGUUUUAUUCCCCUUCAUCUUGAAUAUACCAAUCUUCAGCAUUUUGGGAUAAGAAAAUCUUGCGUUUCAUAUAUAAUUCUAUAACCUGCUAAUCGGAUGACUUUGCCAAGUCACCUAAACUCUGGAUCUCAGUCGCCUUUUGUCCUACAUUCCUCUACCCUUCUACUUGAAAAUUUGAAAUAUGCUGUGUAUUCACUUCAUAGUCAUUAAGGAAAUGUUCUUAAUUGUGUUUUGUUUUGUUUUGUUUUGUUUUGUUUUGUUUGAGACGGAGUUUUGCUCUUGUUGCCCAGGCUGGAAUGCAAUGGCGUGAUCUCGGCUCACCACAACCUCCACCUCCCAGAUUCAAGCAAUUUUCCUGCCUCAGCCUCCUGAAUAGCUGAGAAUACAGGCAUGCGCCACCAUGCCUGGCUAAUUUUGUAUUUUUAGUAGAGACGAGGUUUCUCCAUGUUGUUCAGGCUAGUCUUGAACUGCCAGCCUCAGGUGACCCGCCCACCUUGGCCUCCCAAAGUGCUGGAAUUACAGGCAUGAGCUGCAGCACCCAGCCAUCUUACUUGUUUUUAAAAGAUUAUGUAUAGUUUUAGCAUUUUGCAAUG
Messenger RNA from Cebus imitator (Panamanian white-faced capuchin), 1266 nucleotides. It is a transcript of the gene DTD2, whose product is annotated as D-aminoacyl-tRNA deacylase 2. Bases 108 to 614 code for a protein of 168 amino acids. Gene Ontology annotation, cellular component: cytoplasm. Gene Ontology annotation, molecular function: D-tyrosyl-tRNA(Tyr) deacylase activity. The record is from RefSeq and is a predicted model, not a curated record. The transcript is spliced from 3 exons. Gene Ontology annotation, biological process: tRNA metabolic process. NCBI's taxonomy places the organism in Eukaryota, Metazoa, Chordata, Mammalia, Primates, Cebidae.